UCGAGGAUUCGACUAUAAUAUUCACUUUCAGUACAAACUCCCAGUGCCAAACGAAACCACUGCCAUCAACAUUACCACCAGAUGAUUUGGAUCAACACAACACAAUCCCAAGAAGUAUUGUGAGAGAACAACAGAGACAAGCCUCGAUUCAGAAAUGGACUCCCAUUGGGCUCAGAUGGAUGGAUCUCCUGACGCUGGGCCCUCAUCCGGGACAGACAAUCCGCUCUCAGCAACCACCUCUUUCUUGACCGCCAGCCACGUCCUGGUCGCUCUACUGGUAACGAUUGUUAUCGUUCUGAACAUCAUCUUCUUCCGCCUCGUCAGCGUUCUCUCGCGCCCAGCACCUUCUUCGCGACCACAGCCAUCCCCAUCGAAUCCCACACACAUCCUCAUCGUUCUCGGCUCAGGCGGCCACACGGCCGAGAUGCUCAACAUCCUCUCCCAAGCGCCCUGCCUCCAGCUCGACUUUACGUAUCGCACCUAUGUCGUGUCAUCGGGUGACGCCUUUUCGGCCUUGAAAGCACACGAGUUUGAAAAAUCGCUCCUUGCCGAUCUCUCGUCCACCCCUGGAAUCACCAUCCCCGACGACACAUCGACGAACUACGACGUCGUCACGGUCCCCCGAGCGAGGCGGGUCCAUCAAAGUAUCCUCACGGCACCCUGGACGAGCCUGAAGUGUCUGUUGGAUUGCAUCGAUGUCUUAAAGGGCAGGCACCGAGACUUGAAAACUCCAAGUGGGCGGCAGCGUGGAUACCCCGACCUGAUCAUGACCAACGGCCCAGGCACGGGCGUCAUUGUCGUGAUUGCCUCCGUCAUUCUGUUGUUCUUUGGGUGUUCUGGUCCUCGGCAACGCCAAGGUGAAGGCGAAAAGGGCCCGCACCAAGCAAACUCCUUUGCGCACGGCGGCCAGAUGAGGACCAUCUUCAUUGAAAGCUUCGCCAGAGUCAAGACGUUGAGUUUGAGUGGACGAUUGCUGAAACCCUUGGUCCACCGAUUCAUAGUGCAGUGGCCGGAUCUGGCGAAAUCGCAAAAUAACAAUGCCGAAUACAUCGGUCCAUUGGUUACGUAGCACAAAAGAUCAAGCACGCAGCUCCCGGACAGGAGGUCUAGUAAAAAGAAAAUACAUGCAUGAUACAAUGAGUCCACCGAAAUUGUUUUGUUGCGACAGAAUAGAAACUAAACAGAGCU
This is a messenger RNA of Exophiala oligosperma, 1188 nucleotides long. RefSeq lists its product as uncharacterized. The record is from RefSeq and is a predicted model, not a curated record. Bases 155 to 1069 code for a protein of 304 amino acids. Gene Ontology annotation, biological process: dolichol-linked oligosaccharide biosynthetic process. The transcript has a single exon. Gene Ontology annotation, cellular component: UDP-N-acetylglucosamine transferase complex. Lineage: Eukaryota; Fungi; Ascomycota; Eurotiomycetes; Chaetothyriales; Herpotrichiellaceae.